Molecule: messenger RNA, 2623 nt
Organism: Onthophagus taurus
Lineage: Eukaryota; Metazoa; Arthropoda; Insecta; Coleoptera; Scarabaeidae
Product: lamin Dm0
Biological process (GO): protein localization to nuclear envelope; nuclear envelope organization; nuclear migration
Cellular component (GO): nuclear lamina; nuclear envelope
Molecular function (GO): structural constituent of cytoskeleton
Source: RefSeq, a predicted model, not a curated record
GUGAACCGUUGGAAGCGUCCUUAUUUCGAAAAAUGCCCCACCUAUGACUCCGCGAGCCAAGGAAAACCGUUAGAUACCGUUCAGUGUGCAUCACCGCCAGAAACAGUACCAAAUCUAAUCGUGCCCGAACCGGUUUGAGUGUAAAAAAAUUAAUCAACCCCCUGUGGUUACCGUCAUUAAAAAAGUGAGGUUAGAAUCGCGUCAUCAACAACGACGCUCGCCGAAGAACUCCCAAUAAUCAUAAAAUGGCAACUCGCAGCAAAAAAUCGACGACCCCGUUGUCGUCCCAACAACAACAACAAUCAAAUCAACGUCCCGGAAGCCCUUUGAGCCCGACAAGGCACUCUCGCCUCCAAGAGAAAGCCGAUUUACAAAAUCUAAACGAUCGUUUAGCCGCUUACAUCGAUAAAGUACGAUAUUUAGAAGCCGAAAAUAGUCGGUUAACCCGCGAAAUACAAACAUCCCAAGAAACAGUCACUCGAGAAGUUUCAAACAUCAAGUCGAUGUAUGAUUUAGAACUAUCCGAUGCGAGAAGACUCUUGGAUGAGACUCACCGUGAAAAAGCCAAGUUAGAAAUUGAUACGAAACGCCUUUGGGAUGAAAACGAGGAUUUAAAGGCUUCGUUGGCAAAGAAAAGCAAAGAUUUGUUGAUAGCCGAGAACUCUUUGAGGAAUUUGGAAACGAGGGCUAAUGAUUUAACAUUGAAAUGUAAUCAAGCUCAAAGCGAUGCUAAAAAAGCUAUGGGAGAUUUGAGAGAUACCGAAGCCGAACGGGAUAAAUUAAAAAAACAAGUUGACGAUUUAAGGAAACAACUCGAAGAGGAGAGCUUGGCACGGGUUGAUGUCGAAAAUAAUAAUCAAAGUCUUCGGGAGGAGUUAUCGUUUAAGGAUCAGGUGUUCCAACAACAAUUAACUGAAACCCGUUCUCGGCGUCAAGUUGAAAUCAGUGAAAUCGAUGGUCGCCUUGCUGAACAAUAUGAAGCUAAACUCCAACAAGCUCUUAACGAUCUCCGCGAACAAUAUGAAAGCCAAAUGGCUAGUAACCGCCAAGAAAUCGAGUACCUCUAUGAAAACAAAAUCAAAGGAUUACAAUCAGCCGCCAGUCGAAAUUCCGGAGCUGCGACCGCAGCCAUUGAGGAAUUACGCCAAGUUCGUACUCGAAUUGAUUCCUUAUCAAACCGCAUCGCUGAAUUGGAGGGGCAAAACGCUACCUUAACAACUCGAGCUCGCGAAUUAGAGAAACUCUUGGAAACCGAGCGUUUGCGCCACGCCGAAGAUUUGGCGUUGUUAGAAAACGAAUUGUCUCGACUUCGCGAUGAGAUGGCGCUUCAAUUACAAGAAUACCAAGAUUUAAUGGACAUCAAAGUUUCUUUAGAUUUGGAAAUAGCCGCUUAUCGGAAACUGUUGGAAUCUGAAGAGGCCAGAUUAAACAUAACCCCCACCGGAUCCGAACAAUUAAUUACAACAACCACAUCGCGAGGGGUUCGAGGAUCAUCCCAACGUAGAACUCCCGUUCGAAUGGGCGGAAAACGCAAGCGCACAUUGUUGGAGGAAUCCCAAGAGUCGUCAAUGUCCGAUUACAGCAUAAACAGUUCUUCGAAGGGUGAUAUUGAAGUCUCCGAAGUGUGCCCGGACGGAGCGUUUGUUAAGUUACAUAAUAAAGGGAAUAAAGAGGUGGCUUUGGGGGGUUUCAUCAUCACAAGAAAAGCUGGGGACUUGGAAACGACCUAUAAGUUCCAUAGAAAUAUUAAGGCGGAGCCGAAGGGUACAAUUACAGUGUGGUCAAGUGAUUCUGGAAAGGAUCAUGAACCUCCAACCAAUUUGGUUAUGAAGGGACAAAAAUGGUUUGUGGGGGAUAACAUGACAACGACCGUUUUGAAUACGAACGGAGAGGAAAUUGCCGUCUCGGAAAGAGUAAAAAGACAACUUUCUAGUUUGUCAUCAAGACACCGUGAAAUGUCCGGAGGUUUUUUAACGGGUGAAGAUCUCCAUCAUCAACAAGGUGAUCCGCAAGGUGAAGAAAAAUGUCGGAUCAUGUGAAAAUCCGAGUAAAAUAAACACAAAAACCUUUGAGAGUAAAAAAUAACGAUCUAAUCCCAUAGAGUUUAUAUUAAUACUAACUAUAAUCACGUAAUUGUAAGAAACAAAAAAUUUUUUUUAAUUAUUUUUUUUUAUAAUGAAAGAAAUAUUUAAAAAAAAUGUUUUCUCGGCGUCAAGUUUGAAUUUGAGAACUCGCAAUCACCUUGUGUAUUUGGAAAGUUGAAAAAGAUUGCCUUAAAAUGAAUUUUUAAUAACAAUGUUUGUCAGUUCUUUUAUUCCAACUUGAAAUUAAAAAGGUGACGUCGAUUAAAAUAAGUAUUUUGAUGAUUUCUUAGUGUAAAAAGAGAAUUUAAUGAAAACAAAGUAAAAAAGUUAAUAUUUAAAGUGAUAUAUAGGCUGGUUUAAAAUAAUUUUUAAUUUUUUUUUGAUUGGUUGUUAUGAACCAACCUGUAUAUGACGAAUUAUUAGGACUAAGUUAUUUCCAAGGGAUUUACUUUAGAUUCGGUGUUGUUUCUUCUUUAACAGUCAGUACUAGAAGAGAAAAAAAAGAAAUUAAUAAGUUUAUGUACAAGGCAUUUUAUUUU